This is a messenger RNA of Misgurnus anguillicaudatus (oriental weatherfish), 1433 nucleotides long. Its product is annotated as cell division cycle protein 20 homolog. The record is from RefSeq and is a predicted model, not a curated record. Gene Ontology annotation, molecular function: protein binding; ubiquitin ligase activator activity; anaphase-promoting complex binding. NCBI's taxonomy places the organism in Eukaryota, Metazoa, Chordata, Actinopteri, Cypriniformes, Cobitidae. Gene Ontology annotation, cellular component: anaphase-promoting complex. Gene Ontology annotation, biological process: positive regulation of ubiquitin protein ligase activity; anaphase-promoting complex-dependent catabolic process; positive regulation of anaphase-promoting complex-dependent catabolic process.
GGCCACCGAAGAGGAAACACGUCCGGAAGACCAACUGAUCAGACGCCAACAAACGCUUAUCACAGAGUGGUCACAACUUUAGCAACAAUGGCCCACUUUUGCCUUGAAAACGACAUCCACAACAUCCUAAGAUUGGACAUGCCGAUUACAACGCCCCCGAUGGCGAGGUGGCAGUGGAAAGCCAGCACAUCCAACUCUACAAACCCAAACUCUCUAUCACCCAACAAGAGUGUAAACAGAUCAGUAAGCCUUUCCAAAACACCAAGCAAAACGCCAGGAAAGAACAGCAAAACCCAAAACACCCCUACAGCAGGGGGAGACCGUUUCAUCCCCACAAGAAAUAACAAACAGCUGGAUGUGGCGAGCUUUCUUAUUUCAAAAGCGAAUGAGCCGGUUGAAGAGACUCCAUCCUUGGCAACAAAUCAAAAAGCUUGGUCUGUGACACUAAAUGGGUAUGACAUUGAGGAAGCAAAAAUCUUACAUUUCGGAGGCAAUCCACUAAAUGCCCCUGAGGGUUAUCAGAAUAACACCACACCGGCCUCAGUCAAGAAAAGCAGAUGCAUCUCUUCAGUUACAGAGCAGAUUCUACAUGCUCCUGGUUUCAGAAAUGACUUCUAUCUGAACCUGAUGGACUGGGGAAGGCAAAACCUGUUGGCCAUUGGCCUUGCCCACCGUGUGUUUUUGUGGGAUGCUGCUGUGGAAGACAUCAUUUUAUUGAAGAAAAUGGAGGAUGAAAACAAUUUCAUCUGCUCUGUCUCUUGGAGCAAAGAUGGCAAUUUCCUGGCUGUUGGGACUAGUGAUUGUAAAGUCGAGUUAUGGGAUGUGCAAUGCCAAAAACGUCUUCGCAGCAUGGACGGCCAUUCAGCAAGGGUUGGAUGCUUGAGUUGGAAUCAUCACAUUUUGUCUAGUGGCUCUCGAUCUGGUAUGAUUCAUCAGCAUGAUGUCCGUGUAGCUGACCAUCACAUAGACACAUACGGGGGGCACAGUGGGGAAGUUUGUGGCCUUUCUUGGUCCCCUGAUGGACAAUAUUUAGCUAGUGGUGGCAAUGACGAUACUGUGUUUAUUUGGCCAAUGACAACUGGAUCAGGCAAUCAAGUUGUCCAAGCACUAACAGAACACCAAGGAGCAGUCAAGGCUUUGGCAUGGUGUCCGUGGCAACCUAACAUCCUUGCAUCUGGAGGAGGUAUAGGUGAUCACCAUAUUCGCAUUUGGAAUGCCAAUAGUGGCUCUUGCAUCAGUUCUUUGGAUACACCCUCACAGAUAUCAUCUCUUGUGUUUUCACCAAAUUACAAAGAGCUGGUGUCGGGCCAUGGUUUUGGUCAUGACAAGGUUAUCAUUUGGAAGUACCCCUCGCUUACUAAAGUUGCUGAACUUGAAGGACAUGAAGACCGAAUUCUGAACUUGGCACUGAGUCCAGAUGGUUCUACGGUGGC